Molecule: messenger RNA, 3560 nt
Organism: Ilex paraguariensis (yerba mate)
Lineage: Eukaryota; Viridiplantae; Streptophyta; Magnoliopsida; Aquifoliales; Aquifoliaceae
Source: the annotation of a GenBank genome assembly
AUGGCAAAUUUCAGAGACCAGCUUGAAGAAAUUAAAACCCUUUUGUCUUCAAACACCAAGUCACACAAACCUGUGGCUUACUCAACUCUAUUGCACCUCCAAGAACAGUCCAGUACUGACCAGUCUUUGAUACAGUCACUCGCCCAUUCAUCUCAUUCGCUUCUCUCUUCUAUCCUCAUCGACAUAUCCGCCGAUGAAGAAGAAAUUGCUGCACAGGCUUUGAAAUGUCUGGGUUUCAUGGUUUACCAUCCAUCUAUCGUUGCGGAAAUACCAGGGAAUGAUGCUAAAAUGAUUGCGGGUGUGCUGGUUAAGGUCAUAACGACCACUAAAAUUAAGUCGGUUUGCAAUUUAGGAGUCUGGUGUAUAUCAAUUCAACAAUUCAAUGUGCUGUUUUUGGCUGAACACAUCCAUUCUUGGUUGACUGCAAUUGUUCAUGCCCUUGACAAUCCUAUUGGUUCUUUGUCUACAACAUUCGAGGCCAUGCAGGCUGUGAUGAAAUUAGCAACUCAAAUAGGUGAGAAGAUGAGGGACUUGUCAAAUAUUUGGGUUCCUCCAGUAUAUAGGAGGCUUGUCAGCAUCAAUAAAAGGGAGAGAGAUAUGUCAGAAAGAUGUUUGCUGAAGAUUAGAUCUACAAUAUGUCCUCCAACAUUAAUUCUGUCCAAGGCACUUGUCCUAGAUAUGAAGAAAAAAUUGCUUCCGUCAAUGAAGGAGCUGCUCAACCGUGGCCUGAAGAUUCAAACUCUGCAAGCAUGGGGAUGGUUUACUCGCUUACUAGGUCCUUAUGCGAUGAAGUAUAAGCAUUUAAUUAAUGAAAUGCUAAAAAUUCCUGAGCAGACAUUUUCUGAUUUUGACCCUCAAGUCCAGAUUGCUUCACAGGCAGAGUAUAGGGGAGGAUUCUUGGUUGCUUGGGAAGGUUUAAUAGAUACUCUUAUUUACUCUCCAAUUCAAGCUCCUAAGACAAAUACAGCCCCAGAGCAAAGUAGAGAACAAAUGGGAACUUGCAAAGGGAAUGACAUUGAAAAUGCAGCCGAUGGAUUUUUGAAAAGAAUUAAGCUCAUAAUGACCCCCCUAAUAGGAAUUAUGUCAAGUAAAUGUGAUGCAUCUGUUCACUUGUCUUGCCUGAACACAUGGUCUUAUCUGCUACAUAAACUCGGCACUUCUGUCAACCAUCCUUCAGUGAUUAAAAUGGUCUGGGACCCUAUUUUCAAAGUUGUCUUCCAAGCGAGACCUGACAUUAAGAAUAUGGGGUUAUGGACUUUCUGCCUGGAUUUGCUUGAUGAUUAUGCAGCAGCUAGAAGUACAGAUGCUCAUGAUUACUUGAAUAACCAGGAAGGUACCCAAUUGUCAGCUUCAAGCCAUGCGCUAGGUUCUCCAGUAUAUGGCAAAUGCUCAUGGAAGCAUUAUCCCAUCAAAUGGUUGCCUUGGGAUCUUAGUCAGUUGGACUUCUUUAUAAAAAUGAUUCAUAUUCUCAUCAGUAAAGAAUCAAUGGAGACUGUUGCUCCUGAAAUCAAAGAAUGGGCGCGUAAUGCAUGCUUAAGGAUAUUUAGAUCGGUUCUGAAAGGAGUCCAAAGUAAUUUAAAGGGUUCCUCCAUUACCUAUGAUGAGGUCAUGCUAUGUUUGAACACAAUUUUAAGAUUCACUACAAAAAUAUGUGAAGAUGAGACUAAAGAUGACUGUGACAACAACUAUUUGCUUCAUAUUUCUGUCCAGUUUGUUGAGGCUGUUACCGAAGAGUUGGAACCUUUUAUAUUGGGAUCUCCUCUUUACAAGGUGGCAUUAGAUCUCAAGCAUAUUAACGACUUAGGAUCAGACAAUGAGCUCAUACAGGCAGAAGUGCCAGGUCUCUGUUUUACUGCUGCAUAUUCCGAUAUGGUUUCACCAAUGGUUUAUCUAGCCAUUCUCUAUUCCUCUUUGGUAGAUAGGUCAACUUUGAAUGCACCUGAAGCAGAGUCCAUAUUGCUGAGGAUGUGCAGAUAUGUAAAGUUCUUGUUGUCUUCAUAUGAUCCUUCGGAAAUUCUCCAUGUCUUCAUUACUUGGUUAUAUAACCAAAUGGGUUGUAACUGCUUAAAGAUAUGGAUAUCUUUAGCAAAUAGUCUGAAAGAUUACGGAGAUGGUGUAAAGGAUCCCGCACCAUUUAAAAUUGAUUCGGACAACUCCUCUUAUCUUGCAGUCUGCCACCUAUUAUCCUACCCAUUGGCUGUAUGCUCUUGCCCUAAGAAAUCAUUUCUUUUUUCGUCGCAAUCAGAGAGAAAGAUUGAGCUCGAUCAUGUUAUCGAAGUGUGGAAGUCACUCUAUGUAUCUAUUAAUGAUGCCUUACAAUGUGAGUGUUUUUCCUCAAGGAAUUUUUCUGAAGAUCUAUCAGCAAUGUUGAAUGAGUACCUUGAUGCAUACAAACGCAUGCUUGAGUCUGGGACUGAACUUAACCUAAGGGAAAAUAAACAUGAUCUUGAGCUUCUUUCUUUAUGUGGAGAUUUACUGAUAUGUGUUAUGGAACAAAUACCCACUCCAGAAGCAAGUUUUAAAGGCAUUAAAGGUAAAGAUGACGGAGACCAUGGGAAAUCCAGUGGCGUCAAAAAUAGUUUGGGUCUUGCUGCCAGGUUUAUGAGCCUAUCAUAUACAAAUGCAAAGAUAGACCAACAAGCUGGGCUUGCUGCAACUGUAAGGGUAUUCUCUAUAUUGUUGGACUUUGUGGGCUGCCUUUGCUUGAAGGAAGAUAUUCUUUCGUUCUUCGAGAUUUUUUUGAGUCCAUUGCUUCAGUGGCUGUCGUAUGUGGAAAUGAAGGAUGAGAACAUCAAUCAUCAACUUCAGCUCUUAUGGACUGGUAUUCUUGAAUGUUUGCGAAAGAGUUGGCCGCCAAUAAAAUUUGAUUCUCCCUUCCUUCAACUCCUAGCACCCCUGCUUGAGACAACUUUUGAUCACCCGAAUCCCUCCAUUUCUGAUCCUAGCAUUGCCUUCUGGAAUUCCACGUUCAGUGGGCAGAUCAAGUUAGACUACCCCCAAAGCUUACUUCCUGUCUUAGACAAGCUCUCGAGGAGUGGAAAAAUAAAUCUCUGCAAGAGAAGUGCACUAUUGAGUGAAAAAGGUAAUUCUAGAGUAGAUGUCAUUGGUCUUCCGCAUGGAUACAGGGUGACUACAACACAGAACAGGAACUCAAAAAGAGUGGAGUUUGUGGAGGAUAAGGUGAAUGGUCUUCCGCAAAAUCAUAAGCUGUCUUUGUGCUCAAAAAGAAAAAGACCUGAACUAACAGAGCAUCAAAAGGAAGUGAGAAGAGCGCAGCAAGGGAGGGCGAAGGAUUCUAAUGGUCACGGCCCUGGAAUUCGUACUUAUACUCGUGUCGACUUCUCUCAAGGGAAUGAAGAGUCACAAGAUAGCCAGGAAAUCCGGGAUGCAGAAUCCAUCUUGGAGAUGUUGAGAAGAGAUGGUAAACUCUCUUGAUUUGAAGGGCUUGGUUUAAUGUGAUCAGUUGAUGGUGUAAUAAUAGAGUUGAUCAAGUGUUAUGCUCAUAUUCCCCUGGUUGUUGUGUUCAUGUGAAUGUAUUGUCGCGCAUUAUGUAUUUCAAU